AUGAAUUAUACGAAUGCCCAAAAGGUGCAGUUUGGUUUUCAUAUGCUUGAGAAGGAAGUUGAGGAUUGGUGGGGUAACAUUAUUCAAAGGUUUGAUGAAGAAGGAAUUGAGGAUAAUGGAACUGUGGGAGAGUAUGUUGCAAGAUUUCAAGAGUUGAUUAAGUAUUAUCCUCAUUACAACACUACUAAUGAUGAUAAAUCUAAGUGUCUCAAGUUUGUGAAUGGUUUGAGACCUAAGAUUAAGAAGGCUAUUGGUUAUCAAAAAAUUUCCUGUUUUGCUGAGUUGGUUAACAAGAGUAUGAUCUAUUAUGAGGGUUAUAGGGAGAGUGUUGUUCACUACAAGUCUAUGAAUGAUAGGAAAAGGAAAGGCCAAUUCAUAGGAAAGUCUUAUGCUGAUAAAGGGAAGUAG
Molecule: messenger RNA, 408 nt
Organism: Vicia villosa (hairy vetch)
Lineage: Eukaryota; Viridiplantae; Streptophyta; Magnoliopsida; Fabales; Fabaceae
Exons: 2
Coding region: 1-408 (135 amino acids)
Source: RefSeq, a predicted model, not a curated record